AUGAAAGUCGCCAUCGUAACCGGCGCUUCUUCUGGACUCGGUCGCGCCAUUGCAAUCGAAUACGCCAAGCAGGGAUGGAAUAUCAUCUGCAGCGACCUGCGGUCCGACGCUCCGGUCGGUGAAUUAAUUUCCACAGUCGACAUGAUCAAUCAAGCGAAUGCCGGCAGUGGCGCAUUCGUACGCGCGGACGUUUCCAGCUCUGAAGACAUACAGAAUUUGAUAUCGGCGACCGUGGCAAGGUAUGGACGACUGGAUAUCAUGCUUGGACCCAAACCAAUUGCUGAGACCGAUGACUCGACAUUCGAUAAAACCAUGGCAGUCAACAGUAGAUCGGUGUUCCUGGGAUGCAAAUAUGCGGUGCGGCAGUUCUUGAAACAGGAGCCUCAUGCGGGCGGCCACCGCGGCUGGAUCAUCAAUACUGCAUCGGUUUACGGAUUAAAGCCUGAGAUUGGCCACAGUAAGAUGUCUUCACCGUUUCGCAAAGCUGCCGUCGUACACAUGACAAAUGCGAUGCUAUCAGACGAAACGCAUAAUGCGGGAAUCACGGCCCUGCAUCCAUGGGGAUCCUUGGGUCUCCCGCAGGAUGUGGCCAAAGCUGCCGUGUUCCUGGCUAGCGAACAGGCUACAUGGAUCACGGGUGUUGCACUACCAGUAGAUGGUGGCUAUAUGACAGCGUAA
Molecule: messenger RNA, 678 nt
Organism: Ilyonectria robusta
Lineage: Eukaryota; Fungi; Ascomycota; Sordariomycetes; Hypocreales; Nectriaceae
Exons: 4
Coding region: 1-678 (225 amino acids)
Source: RefSeq, a predicted model, not a curated record